This is a messenger RNA of Thamnophis sirtalis, 1491 nucleotides long. Lineage: Eukaryota; Metazoa; Chordata; Lepidosauria; Squamata; Natricidae. The record is from RefSeq and is a predicted model, not a curated record.
AUGUUCAAAGACUUCCUGGCUUAUUCUCAGCCUACGAAGAAGAUACCCACCGCUUUGGAGCAAAAUGGGAAAGGAGGUGUGAAAGCUGAGCGAAAACGUGUGCCAAAGUCUUCACUGCAGCAGAGUGAAGGACAAACAGACGAGAAGGGAAGUAAAGAAAGGCGUGAUGGGAGGAGAUUAGAGAAAGGGAGGUCUCAAGACUACUCCGACUUCCCUCCCCAUUUCGAGGAAGGCAAGACGGUUAAUGAAGAAAAACAGAGGAAAGAAGAUGAAUAUACCCGAUAUAGAAGCGAUCCCAAUCUUGCAAGGUACCCUGUGAAACCCCACCCGGAAGAACAGCAGAUGCGCAUGCAUGCAAAAGUUUCCAAAGUGCGGCAUGAGAGAAGACACAGCGAUGUUGCCUUGCCUCACACUGAAGUUGAGGAGCCCGAGGUGCCUGAGAAUAACCUUGGAAAGCAUUCCCAGUUGCAAGGAACUCAGGAUAUGAAAUCCCACGUGGAUGCCCAGAGGACACAUCCAAUAGAAAGAGCAGGCGAUGUUAGGAUUUCUGUUUCUAAACAAUUGAUUUCUCAUGCCCCAUCAUCGCCUCGCCACAGCAUGGUUCUUACGGAACAUUUGGAAUCCAAAAAUCACGAUUCCUUCAAAGCACAAACUCGCUUAGAUCCCAGCUCUGCCAUUCUCAGCCGGAAAGCAAAGCGGGAGAAAAUAGAAACCAUGCUAAGGAACGAUUCCCUGAGUUCUGAUCAGUCGGAAUCAGUCAGACCCUCCCCCCCAAAACCUCAUAGAUCAAAACGCGGCGGGAAAAAAAGGCAGAUGUCCGUCAGCAGCUCGGAGGAAGAAGGAGCAUCAACUCCUGAAUAUACCAGCUGCGAUGAUGUGGAAAUAGAAAGUGAAAGUGUCAGUGAAAAAGGUGACUUGGAUUAUUACUGGUUGGAUCCUGCCACAUGGCACACUAGAGAUACAUCCCCUAUUAGCUCGCAUCCUGUAACUUGGCAACCAUCUAAAGAGGGAGAUCGGCUAAUUGGGCGUGUUAUUCUCAACAAAAGAACAACUAUGCCAAAAGAAUCAGGUGCAUUACUGGGACUCAAAGUUGUAGGAGGAAAAAUGACCGAUUUUGGACGACUUGGUGCCUUCAUUACCAAAGUAAAGAAAGGUAGCUUGGCUGAUGUGGUGGGACAUCUAAGAGCAGGUGAUGAAGUUCUAGAGUGGAAUGGUAAAGCACUUCCUGGAGCUACAAAUGAAGAAGUUUACAAUAUUAUUUUAGAAUCCAAAUCAGAACCUCAAGUUGAAAUUAUUGUUUCAAGGCCUAUUGGUGACAUUCCAAGGAUUCCUGAAACUUCUCAUCCUCCACUAGAGUCUAGUUCUAGCUCAUUUGAAUCUCAAAAAAUGGAACGGCCUUCAAUUUCUGUUAUUUCCCCUACUAGCCCAGGAGCUUUAAAAGAUGCACCACAAGUCCUACCUGGGCAGCUGUCAGUAAGUAUAAAAUUUUGA